AUGACUACUAAAACUCAUCAAUAUAAUUAUAAUAGAAGAAAUUCAAAUACAACUCCAUAUCAAAUACCUAUAAAAUUUGAUCAUCAUAGUAAUCAUUCACAAAUGAAUAAUCAUCAACAACAUUCACCAAUUUUACAACAUCAAUAUCCUCAACAACAACAACAACAUACUCAAUUACCUCCAAUAUCUCAAUUACCUCAUCAUAAUUUUCAUCAAUCAAAUUCUUCAAUUUCUUCAACAAAUUCAAUUUCAAGUUUAAAACAAAGUCCUCAAAUACUGCCUAAUUUUUCAACUUUUUCAGUAUCAAGUUCUAUAACAACAACUCCAAAAGAUUCUCAAUUUCCAUCAACUACUCAACAACAAUUAAAUUCUCCAAUGUCUUCUACUACUUUAUCAUCACAACAACAAAAUUAUUUUCAUAAUAGUCCAAAUAAUAAUAACAUUAAUAAUCAUAAUUUAAAUAAUGGGAAUAUAGUACCAAAAUUCCAACAACAACAACAGCAACAACAACAACAAGCAAUAUAUAGUAAUAAAGUACAACAACUUCUUAAUUUAAAAGAGGAAGAUAUAAUAGAAGAAGAUCAAGAUGAUAAUAAUAGUAGUAAUAAUAAUACUCCACAAGAUAUAUCAUUAUCAUCAGCUAUAUCGUCUCCACCAACGACAACAAUCACAACAAACACAAGUAAUACCCCAAAUCAUCAUCACAAUCAUAACCACCACCAAAAUCAACAAUCACAUUCAGGAAUAAUUCAACAUCAUGAAAUAUUACCAAAAUUAUCAAGAGAAUUUGUAGUUAGAAGAAUAAGUGAAGGAGAAUCAGGUAGAGUUAAAGAAGAUAUUAGAUGUGAAGCUUGUGGGAAAGGAUACAAACAUAUUUCAUCAUUAGCUAAACAUUUAUGGGAACAUACACCAGAAUGGAAUGUUACAAAAAAAUUAUUAAUUUCAAAACAUCAACAAGUUCAAUUAUUAGAAGCUGCUUCUAUAUUAAUUGGUAUGAAUGAAAAUUAUUUGAAUUCUCCUUUAAGUUCAGCUGAAAUUAGUAGUGGUGAUAAUGAUUCUGAUACAAAUUCAAAUAAAAAUCAUAAACGUGCAACUAGUGUUUAG
Messenger RNA from Lodderomyces jiufengensis, 1104 nucleotides. RefSeq lists its product as uncharacterized. NCBI's taxonomy places the organism in Eukaryota, Fungi, Ascomycota, Pichiomycetes, Serinales, Debaryomycetaceae. The coding region runs from base 1 to 1104 and encodes 367 amino acids. The transcript has a single exon. The record is from RefSeq and is a predicted model, not a curated record.